CUUUCUUUGCCCUGGUAACUGGAUAUUUUCACCUCUCUUUCCUCCGAAUGUGAAAUGCUAAAAGUUUCCAUUGUGUUUGAUUAUUAUUGUUCGGAAUAGUGGUUAAUAUUGCAUAUUUAUAUAUGUAUAUAUUUUUAGUGUAUGAGUAUAUUGAUCGAUUGAUUUUUUGUUUAAACUGAACUCUGUGCAAGUAUGUUAAAAUUGUUGUUGUAGAUAUAUUUAAUAAUGUCUUUGCCAUGUAAGCAGCUGACGAGAAGGCAACGAAAUAAAAGAUGGUACCAUUUUAUUCUGCUAAAACUGUAGUUCUUGCAUUGUUCAAAUUCAUUAAGGGGAAUAAAUGUAUGAAAUCUCAUACUAUUGUCUGAACCUGUCAACCUUCAGACACACAGUGUGGACACAGACAGUAAAUAUAAAGUCACAUGUGAAUCGAUUUUCGAUGAGUCGAAUAAUAUCACAAAUAUACACUAUGUUCGGCAAAUAUUCAUAAUGUGGAAAAAAAUCUUGGAUUUGCUCUACAUAAUCCUGAUCUAUGUAACUCCAUGGUUAAACUGUACUCUGAGAACCCAACAUAAAGAGAGGAGGAGUUUUCUACUUGACACAGAGUUUCAGUAGACAAGAGAUCUCCACCUACCGCAUUUCUCUAACGUCUAGUUGACGAUAAAUUACACAGAGACAAAUGAUGAGAGCAACUCACUUCUUACACUAAUUAUCAUUUAGCUAAUAUUCUAAAACAGAAUGAAAAACAAUAUCAUCUUGACCGCAUACUUUCACUUCAGGUCACCUCAACUCACAUUCCAUUGAAUGGUACUGCACUUCAAUUAGUUUCUUGUUUUCAUAAUCCGUGUGCCAAAUUAAUUUGCAAAACACUAAUUGUAUUUGAGAGACUUCAGAUGAAUCAGACGGGUAGACCACAUCUGUGUAUAGAUUUGAACGUCUACAUUAUGCAACUCCUCAUUCUCAGUCUUCUUGUGUGUAUCCACACAGUAGUUGCUGAAUCCAAUGCCACGAAGACAUACAUGCUUCAUUUACGUUGGCUUCCAACACACUGCCUCAACAGAUAUUGUACUGUCUUAGAGCAUAUAACUAUGGAUAUUUCGAGAUUGAGAGCAUCACCUCAUUUCGACUGGGUUGACGUCGCAUGUCCAAGUGGUCUCCACUUCUUCGAGCAGGAUAUUUAUAGAAUACCUGAUCUGAAUACCUACUGGACUAAUCCAACUGAUGAAUUAUUAGCACACUACUGGGUGUACUAUGAUUAUGGAGCUUGUACAGUUAUGGAUGAAUCUGGAACCACUCCAAUUCUCUACUUCAAUCAUAGUAUUAAUCUCUACAAACAACUCAUGACACCAAAUAACGUCGAAAAUCUCCAUAGCAUAUUAGAGAAGAAGGUUCAUUCGACUGCAAAAGUGGAAGGCGAGCUGUUGAAGACAUUCGGUGUACAACCCAAGCUGAUCUGUGCAGAGAGUGAGGUCGGGAGUGUUUACUUACACGAGGUAGUAUUCUGUUUCAAUGAAGCGUCAUCACUCGUCAACUGUCCAUCAGAAUACGCUAGCCAACUAGAGGAAUUUAAUCCUGAUGAUUAUGUGAAAGAUGAGCGAUUACUAAGGGGGGAAAUUAAGUUUCAAAUCUUGUGUCCAGCAGAAUUCAUCAUUCCUGAUUACAAAAUAGUUCGAAACGCUAAAGUUGACACACAUACCAUCCACAUCGAUUCUAAUGGGAACGAUCAUGUUGACGAUUAUUAUGAUGAUAAUGAUGAUGAAGAUGGUGAUGACGAAGACGGCGAUGAUGAAGAUGACGAUCAUGAAGAUGGUUAUCAUGAAGAUGACGAUGAAGAUUAUCAUUAUUAG
Molecule: messenger RNA, 1844 nt
Organism: Trichobilharzia regenti
Lineage: Eukaryota; Metazoa; Platyhelminthes; Trematoda; Strigeidida; Schistosomatidae
Source: the annotation of a GenBank genome assembly